UUGUCCGGGUGUUUUAAGGCCUGGGACUGAAGCGCGUCUGGUUUCGUUUGAGUCCAUUUUGGAUCCACGUUUGUUCGGCGUUAUUAAGUCUUUACUGUUAUUGGGUUUGCGCUUGCCGACUUUAACGCUAAAACGUUUUGUUAUUCUCUCUCCCAAAUCAUCAAGGAGGGUUUUUUGGAUCUGUUCUUUUCGCGUUUUUCAUCCCUCAUCAACAAAUCGUGCUCAAGCCUACUGACGAUUAGACGUUCCAGAAUAUUCAUUGCCAGCCAAGAUUAGCUCUGUGAUGUUGAGGUUGCUCGCUGUGUUUGUGUCCACUGUCUUAACUGGCGUGUUUCCGGAUGAACAUAGUCAUGUAGUGAGUUUCUUGGGUCAUAAAUUCUUGUGUAUAUUAUUACCUUCCUUAUCUAAAUUCGUAGAUCAUACUUCAAGACUUCCGUUUUACUGGCCAACGGUCCUGUUGAAGGAAAGAAAAGAAACGUUACUGGUCAGUGUAGGUUCGUUCGACUUAGUCUUUUACUUUGGCGAUCCUGUACGCUAGUGAAGGUUCAGUACUGUCAGUUUUUAUGACUAACGGCCUGUAUUGAGCCAAGCAGUCAUUUUCAGAGUUGGCGGAUAAAUUGUAUUUAAAGAACUAACGCCUGUCGAAUUGUCUUCAGUAAUAAGGAUAGGAGGACUAUCGACCUAUAUUAAUCCUUGCAGUUUGUAGCACUGUGGAGGUCAAAUCUCGUUUUGAAUAUAUUAACAGAAGGUACCUAAUGACGAGUUAUUUGAUUGGAACUGUCCGUUGUAAUCUACUAGGUGUUUGUUAUCUAUCUUGUUCUGAAGGGUUCUGCAGUCUUUUUGCUGUGUUCAAUCACAAUUAAACUGGGGGAAAGUGAUACUUUCGCAUAACCAGGACACAAACAGACUCGGAACUAUUACGUUCUCAUUUCUUUGGACGAAAAAUAUGCAGAUAUUAGUCAGUAUAUAGUGAUUGUUAUUACACCACAUUAUAUAUUAAGGUCCCCACCAUUCUUUGGGAAAAUAUUGAAAACACAAAAUGGUGGCGCUCAAGUUAACUCAGAAUAUAGUUCUCCCCUAUAAUUCCCCGAAAGUUUCCUUAUACGUUUCCAAGGUCGGUCGUUUGACGGCAUUCUAAUACACUGAACAAUCGACCACGCCAUCACAGCCGUUGUUUUAAUGUAUACGCUAGUAUUCGACAGUACACAUUGUUAGCUGUCAUUUUUGGACUCUUGGGAUGCAGUGAUGUAUAGAGACUACUGAAGGUUUGCUGUUCACGACUCUAUUUCCCUUUUGCCUACAUAUACCAUCAGUAAAGAUUUGCUAUACAGGGAAAGUGAACCAAGUUUAAAAAUAUCUCAAUAACUUAAUCUUUCACUGUGAUAUCUUGUUGAUUGUAUAUCACUGUUUGCAUGCAAAGCAAAUAUCAGCAAAGCUUUGUUCUUUCCAUAUUCAACUUCGAACUUGAAAUAAAUGCUUUUCGACCCAAGAUACCAUCACACCAACGUAUCGAUACGCAACGAACAACGGAAUAGUCAAAGCAACAGUCAUAUCAUUGAUAGCGAACAAGACAAGAAUUUUAUUAUCACGAAACCUGAUAAAGGAACAGAUACUGUCCAUGUGGCCGACUGAACUGUCUGCGUCAAUGUAACUGCUUCGUUAGGGUGAAAUUACGACUAUUAUUCCAAAGUCCGCUUGUUACAGUAGAUAUACUUAAUUAGAUGGACUGGCGGUGGCUCCAGAUUUUAUCUAUAAGGUCCACGAAAUGACCGUGAAAUACUUUUGUAUAUAUCUUAGGUGGUGUGGUUGGGUGUGGCCCAGAUGUAGUCAUCAUUAAUAUCCCUUUAAGGUCAGGGUUUUAAUAACAUUUCAUACUUUUCAUUUAUUAUCUUUGUACUCUGUUUUGUAUAUUUUUUAUGCCACUGAUAUUAUUAUGUCUAUUCAUGUUAAAAUCUUUUGUUGGGAUUAUUUGAACAAUGGGAAUCUGAACAUUUUUUCCUUUUUUGUAUUUGUUAGUUUUUUUGCAUAAGUAACUUGUUGAAAUACCCUGUGCUGAGAAUUCUAUAUUGUACCAAAAUAUAAUACUGAAUGAAGCCAUUAAUUAGUAAAUAAUAAUAAUAAUAAUGAAAAUGCGUGUAAGAUCAUUUGUUGAUAGUGAAUGACUGACUGUCGUGAAUCACCGAGAUGUCAGUUGCAGUUGAUGGGGGGUAGCUACUUUAUAAAUGUUCGCUCUUAUCAUAACUGUUGACUUUUGCUUGCAUUUUCAACCUUAGUUUCCAUGCAGUUGAAUCAAAUGCUAACUAAACCGUCUUCUUACUAAGGAAUUUAUCACAAUUCAGACAUGCCAAAGUAUGUGUUGGAUUUUAUUAAUUGCUGCAUUUUUGAUGAGUCAUUCUAAUUGUAUGACUUCAUUUUUAGUAUGAUGUUGCAGAAGAAGUGGUUCUAUGGAUGAACACUAUUGGACCAUAUCAUAAUCGUCAAGAAACUUACGGAUACUUUACCUUGCCUUUUUGUCGUGGACCUAAAAUUUCAAUUGAACAUACCCAUGAAACUUUGGGUGAAGCUUUACAGGGGACAGAACUUCAAUAUAGCGGGAUAGAUAUUCGAUUUAAAAGUGGGUAUAUUUUUUUAUAAACUCUUCUGAAUUAGUUAACAAACCUAAAUCAACGAUGUGUGAAGUUGAUGUCAAUUCAGAUGCUUACAUAGCUUUUAGUAAAGCUGUUGAGCAACAAUAUUGGUAUCAAAUGUAUUUGGAUGAUCUACCGAUUUGGGCUGUUGUUGGGGAGAUAAGCAAAGACGGUCAUCCUAGUAUUUGGACUCAUAAAGAACUGGAAAUCGGAUAUAAUGAGAAUCAAAUAGUUUUUGUCAAUUUAAUCAACGGUGACUUGACUCCUUUAAAACUGAACACCAAAAUUACAUUCUCGUAUAAGGUAAGCUGUCUACUAUUCCGUCUCAAAUUUCUGAAUAUUACAAACUUCAGUAUAUUUACUUACAAUUUAAAGUCUACGGUAUUUAAUAGAGUGAAACUUUAUGAUGUUGCACAUUGUUUUUAUUCCUGUCUGUCAACCGUCGUCCUAUUAGUUGGUUAUCUUCGAAUAUACAAUAUAAAUCAAGGUAAUUCAAAUUACUAUCAAGUACACCUUCGUAUAAAAUAAGUUAGAACGUUUAUUUGUCUUCAUGUCCACUCUUAUUAAGGUUACGAACAUUAUUUAAUUAAGUAACAUUUAGCUAAUAGUAGUAUUUGAUCAGAUAAUAUUCGUAACCUUCCUAAUACUAUUCAAGUGGAUCCAUUAACAAACAAGACCGGAGGUAACAUCUGUUCCAAAGAAGUUGCUGUUCUUGGAGCUAUAGUUCUAAAUUGGUGUUACCGGUAAAGUAAUAACAUAAAGGUUAGGAAAAGUUGUUCAGAAAAGAUUUAUUAUUCCCAAUCGUCACGCAAUGAGAAUCGCCAAUAACGAUAAACUGUCUGAAUUCGCUAAAUUCAUGUGUGUUUAUGAAUUAAACUGCUCCUGCUGAGCUAGUUAUAUAAUCGUUUUGGUUAACCAAAAGACAUUUAAGAGCAUUUAGGUGUUUUAUUCUCCCAUGCUUAGUGGACACAGUUCACCACAUUGACCCGAAUAAAGCUUUUACGGUCAUCCACCAUAUUCCAUCAGAUUCACCGCAUGGUUUGCGGACUCAUCUUUUGUAUAUUGCUGAUGCUAUAGAAAUUCACAUUUAAAGACCCGACCUUCGUACUAAAAAGUAUGUACAAUUCCUCUCUCUAUCUUGAUUAUCAAUAUGAAAGUGAGUUUUAGCUGAAUUUCGAUUCACUCCAUUCAUUCAUGAUAGGUCUGCUAAUUGAACGCUAGGUCUAAUUUCCUAGCUGUUUCCAUUUUUUUCUGGUUGAAUUCACUUGGCAAAUUAACCACAAUAGAAAGCAGCGAAGUGCAAACCAAAGACUGGUGAUAAGGAUUUAUUUGACUGCCAAAAUAAAUCAAUGAUUUAUUGAUUCACCACUUUUUAUAUGAUUCAUUUAAUUACAUUUAAAGUCAGAUUUGUCUUAAGUGAGCUAGAUUGUAUUUAAAAAUGAUAAUUCAGUAAGUUACUGUGUGAACACAUAUUUACCAUGUUACGCAAUUAAGCAUCUACAAUCCUGCUUGAGAUGUAAUUAUAUUUCACGUAUGAUUGGAAAAAAAUCAAUUUCAUAUAUCAUUCGCGCUCCAGCUGAUUUCUCGCCACUUCUAAAAAAUAGAAAAUUUUAUAAUCUCUCACAUUUGUGUUCUCACAUAUUAUCGAUAUCUGUUCGUUGAUAAUCGACUUUUUCAAAAUACUUUGUUAAUUGUUAUUAAAUAUUAUGUAAUCUAGCGACCGUUCAAUUUGAUUUUUUCGAUUCACGCAAACCAUUGCAUUAUCAGAAUUCUUUCAAUUACUCAGUUAAUCAUUCAAUAUUUUUGUAAUCACAUUAAGAUUAUACAAUUAUGUGACAUGACUACUCGACUAGUAUUAUAUAUAUAUAUAUAUAUAUAUAUAUAUAUAUCAUAAAGCCAUGAUGAGACAUUAAUAAAAAGGAAUUUCUUCGAUCUAUUCGUCUUUUUAUUAAUUAUCUAAAUUGGGAUUUGCACUAUACUAAAGUAUUUGUGUUCAGGCUUUUGUUAGGGAAACAAACCAAAUAUCAUCUAUAAUAUGAUGAUAAGCAAUGGCUGUGAGAAGCAAUGGAUCGAGCAGUGUAGCCACCCUACCCUUUCACUUCUGCGUGAGCAUCAGCUAACUGUUAUACGUCACGACAUAGCUUCGUUCAUAUCAAUUCAUAUAGAUAUUUAUAGACGUGCGCUCGACUUAGAGGACAGAUAUUUAACAGGAGAAAUAUAAAGAAAACUAAAGAGUAUUUUCAAAGCCGAACACCCCAAUCAUGCAUCAGUCGACCCAGUCUAUCAGCUAUUAAGGAAAGGGCUAAAUAACUCUAAAAUAAAAAAUCAGAAUGGAGGAAAAGUCAGUCAGUCAGUCAGCUACAACGUAGGACCAGGCACAUAUGUGCAUCGGUCCAGGUUGCCAUACCGCAUCAGCACAACAGGAUGAACACCGGAUUCACAGCAGUGGUUAGGUCAAAGGUGGUAAUAUAUAAGAGAAAGAUUGCAUAUAGAGAUAUAGUACAAGAAGAAAGAAUUGGUUCGUAGAAGGAAAGAUAUGAAGUGAUUUUAAUCUCUUAGUUUAAGGGAAGACAGGGAGUGUAUACACCGACGCCAUUGUGAUCGAUUCUGAGCCAUGUCACCAAGAGUCUCCAACCAUUGGUUACGAUAGUCACGCGGACCUCAACCAAGUAGUCUGCAUCUCCCAACAUGGCUCAGACUAGAAGUUAGUGACUUCAAGCACUGAUGCCACGUUUUGGUUUGGCCGCCCCUAACUUUCUUCCAACCAUCUCCAAUACCGGAUAGCAUUGCACGUCGUGGUAGUCGGUGUUCAGGCAUACGUAACACGUGGCCCAACCAUCUCAGUCCAUGUAGAUUCACAGCCUCAUCAACUGAUUUACCAUCAUUCCCUAAUACCCUGCGUCUAACCUCACUAUUACUUACCCGGUGAUCCCAGCAGAUGCCAGCAAUAUUUCUGAGGCAUCUGUGGUCAAAUACUAAUAGCUUACGAGUGUCUUCUACUCUUAAUGGCCAUGUUUCGCUACCGUAAAGUAAAACAGAACGGACUGCCGUGCAGUAUACCCGUCCUUUUAUUGAUAGACGGAUAUCUCGCCUUCGCCAAAGGUGACGCAAGUUGGCAAAAGCCAAUCGAGCUUUUCGAAUCCGUGCUGAGAUUUCGUCAGAUACCAACCCAUUAGGGCUGAUCAGACUUCUAAGAUAAGUGAAGUUGUCAACGCGUUCGACUACUUCACUCCCUAUCCUUAGUUCAGGUGUUGACGCAGACCAGUCCUGAAGCAACAACUUGCAUUUCGAGGGAGAGAAGCGCAUUCCAAACAUUCUGGCAUUGUUGCUCAGUGCUACCAGAAGACUCUGAAUUUUGUCAGCGUCUUCACCAAACAGGACUAUGUCAUCUGCGUAUUCUAAGUCGAUAAGUGGACCUCCUGGAUGGAGAUCAAUACCCGAGAACUCAGUCGACGAGAACAUUAUUUCCAGCAGUAGAUCUAUGAUGAAGUUAAACAAAAAUGGGGAAAGUGGACAGCCUUGACGGACACCACUUGAAGUUGCAAAAGUAGAUGACAGUUCACCAUAAGCUCUCACUCGACUAUUAGUGUUCGAGUAAAGAGCCUUCAAAAGGUUUAUGUACUUCUGAGGUACGCCUUUCAAUGACAGACACUGCCACAGAAUCUCGCGGUCUACCGAGUCAAAUGCUGCUUUUAAGUCGAGAAAGACCACCAUUGUCGGACGCCGAUAAGUAUGCCUGUGUUCUAGAAUCUGACGAAUGGUGAAUAUGUGGUCGAUGCAGCCACGACCAGGUCUGAAGCCAGCUUGGUUCUCUCGUGUUUGCAGUUCACGAGUCUUAGUUAGGCGUCUGAUAUUUAUCGAGGCUAGUAUUUUAGAUAUUAUAUUAGUUAAACUAAUCCCUCUGUGGUUGUCACAGGAUGAUUUUGACCCUUUCUUAUAUAUUGGGACGAUAAGUGAUUGUGACCAGUUAGAUGGAAUAACGUCUAACUCCCAGAUCCUAGCUAAAAUAUUAGUCAACCUAAUCGCUAAAAUUGGACCAUCAUCCUUAAAGACCUCUGGAGCCAAUCCAUCUGGACCAGCUGCCCUUCCUCGUUUCAGAUUAACUAUAGCUUUUUGAACUUCAGCAAGAGUUGGGGGACCUACUUCAAUGUUCCAUUCACACUGUCUGGGAAUGGAGGGUAGUUGUAGAGUAGCUGAUGGCCAGCUGAACUGUUCUCUGAAAUGUUCCGCCCAUCGUUCUAAACGCCUGGACUGGGAGCAGAUGAGAGUAUCGUCUUUUUCUGAUAUAAUCUCACUUACACUUAUUAAUUCCAGUUUCUUUUAUUAGUCUGUAAAGCUGUCUUGUGUUCCAUCUCUUUUGCUUUCAUUGCCCACCACUGCUCACGGUCGUUUCUUAGACUUUUUCUUAACCUAGAUCUGAUUUGUUGUCGCUCUUCAUCAUGUUCGGAACCUGAUGAGACGAGUUUGCGAGAAUCCAUCAGUGUGAUAGACUUUGAAGAAAUCCAUUGGUUCUUUGUAACCCUUUGGUUUAAAUCACUGAUAGAUGUCACUGCUGUUUCCACAGCUGUUUGUAUGGCUUUCCAAGCAACAACUGGGUCAACCUCGUUUUCAGAACUACCUAAUCGUGACCUCAGUUGUUCCUGGAACCUACUUUUGGUUUCCUCGCUACUCAGUUCGGUUCUAAUGGGUCUUUUUACUGUGGCUUUUUUGCGUCCAGUGAGGCGCAAGCAGAUGCGUGCCCGUAUUAGGGCGUGGUCGGAGUCCAAGCAGGUACUCCAGAAUGAGCGACAAUCUUGUACCGACCCUCUCCAACGAUGACUGAUGGCAAUAUGGUCUAUUUGAGUCCAUCGUUGGUUUAGUGUAGGGGGUCGCCAUGUUAGACGAUGUCUCUGCUUUUGCUUAAAAUUUGUGUUUGCUAAAAAUAAGCGAUUGUCUGAGCACAGUUGCAGCAGACGGUCACCAUUAUCUGUUCGCUAUGCUGGAAUGCUAAAAUAUCCACCUAAAUGCCUUUCUGUUUGGUUUAAGCUACCUAUCUGAGCAUUAAAGUCACCCCCUAUGAGUACUAUGUCUGAACGUUUAGCUUUCUGAAGAAGUUCAGAAAGCUUUCUGUAAAAUUCAUCUUUCACAUCAUCUGAGCUGCAGUCAGUGGGAUCAUAGGCAGAAACGACGAAAAGGCAACGACGUGUAUCCCUAUCCUUCCGAGUUCUUACAGAGCCGUUUAGCCGAACAGCACAUAGACGACUGUUGAGGGGGAUCCACUCUAGCAGUGCUUGUUCCGCCCUCAUGCUUAGUGCUAUGCCUACACCUGCCAGUCCACGAGAACUGGCCAUCGGGUCACCAGAUACACGUAGGGUGUAUCUCGUUGGCUCUACGUUUUGCCGAGGUGAGGUCAAGUGAGUGACCACACUGGAAUCCUGUAUGCGUGUUUCGGAGACACAGCAUACAUCAAUGGAAAGAGACUCUAGGGUUUUAGCCAAGGAAGCCUGCUGACCGAUUUGACAUAGAGUGCGUACGUUGAAGGCUCCAAUGUGUAGUUUGGAGCGAGGUUUCAGUAGACCUGGGACAGAGUUUUGAGCACUAGAAUCGUUGGCUAUGGUGACACUUGAGGAGGAAGCCGAAAGAGGAAGUUUAGAGUGGAAAGUCGAUGUAGGAGGAAUAAAAGGAAUUGAAGAGGAAGGUUGAUUAUGAAUACAGUGGUCUCGAGUGCUGUUAGAGGUAUGAGGGCGGUUAUCGCUUCCCGGUUGCCCACACCGAGGAAGGGUUCUUCUGGAGGUACCUGAAAAGGAAAUUGGAUUAGAGGUGGUCUCAGUGACUUGAGAGCGUGACCGCAGUGCCCAAAGGACAACUGCUUGAGGCCGGUCGCGCACGGCCUUUUCGUGGGA
This is a messenger RNA of Schistosoma haematobium, 8509 nucleotides long. RefSeq names its product Transmembrane 9 super member 3, variant 8. Gene Ontology annotation, biological process: protein localization to membrane. The transcript is spliced from 2 exons. NCBI's taxonomy places the organism in Eukaryota, Metazoa, Platyhelminthes, Trematoda, Strigeidida, Schistosomatidae. Bases 2670 to 3155 code for a protein of 161 amino acids. The record is from RefSeq and is a predicted model, not a curated record. Gene Ontology annotation, cellular component: membrane.